UUCUUUUAUGCGUUAUUUCUUAUUUAUUUUUGUGCGCGUGUGUAUUCAUAUAUGUAAAUAACCCUUAUUUAUAUACAUUAGUAUUCCUACAUUUAUCACACGGAAAAUCGACUGGCUUAUUGAAAAUUUGUGCAUUAUCGCGGCAUUGUGCCGUAAAAUAUAUAUAGCGACACACGUAAUAAUGUUUAGAAACGUAAUAGCAAUACAUUACAUGGCCUGUUUGCUGGUAAUGAUGUGGCAAAUAUGACGCAAUGUUGUACAUAUUAUGGAAUCCCCACUUACGUGCGAAUUACUGAAAGUUAAAACGCAUCCGCUUCCACACAGUUUAGUAACAGUGUAGCCGUUGUUGAAUUCGUGUCGUAACUAUCGCGGCCGUUGUCUAUCGCGUCGAGUGAUUCACACGUUCGUUUUAUUCUAGUUCUGAUAGACACCGUUCGGCAACUAUAUGCGCAAGUGUGCAGUAAAGAGAAAAUAUUUGACAGUAUUUCGGAUGGAAUAAGUGGAACGACAUAUUGUUCGAAACAUUGUGUGUUCAGCGGGCAGUAUUAUCAGUGUCCAGCAUUUUGGUUUAAGUGAAUAAACUACUUAAGUUGCUGCGUAACGCGUCCGGCAUUCUACAUCAUUCAGACGUCGUAAAUAUUCCUCUGUGCAAAAGUAUCGUUCGUACGGUCGUGCCGCGAAACAGCUGAGUUUGUCGCUCGCUCGGCGCGCAGCGAUAUCGUAACCCUGUGACGAGCGCAAGACUCGUAACUGUUAUCGUCAGCAACGAGGAACACAGCAUAUUCAUUAGUGGUCUUGAGUGAGACAGUAAAAUAUGUACUUUGGAUGAACGAGCGACGGCGUUCCUUCCUCUCUUUCACACUGCGUUUUGCAAUCUCGCGUCGAUAGGAGUGCUCGGCCUGUCGACACACGUAUCCGCGGCAAGAUAUUCGCACAAGAACAAGAUUCUGUUGUCGUACAUCGCUUUCCUCUUCAUCAACAAUAAAUCUGUAGUCGUAUUUCGGUCACUGUGUUACUAGGUGUGUCAGUGAGUGAAAUCAAAUGAGAACCGGUCCGAGAUUGUAUCGAUACAUCGAGAACAAGUGACGUUGGCACGGCGAUUCGAAAUGUGGUGAUCAUCGACGUCAUCGAGUCGUUAACCGAGAUCUCAUUGAAUAUUUGGAACAAUGGCGGGCUACGUGCGCUUCCUGUUCGCUCUAAUGCUAUGCGUAGCGAACAUGAUCAUCUAUGGGCUGAAAGUGAACAUCGCGACGGCUAUUAUCGGUAUGGUGAAGAAAAAACCGGGCAUCUCAGAUUGGUCGGACGAAUGCCCGGAAUACGAGCCUGACGCAGACGUCGUCACUGAUAUCGAUGGACCGUUUGAUUGGUCAUCGAGAGACCAAGGUCUGGUCGUUAGUAUAUAUUUCGCUGGAUAUCUCGUCGGUAUGUUUCCAGCGGGAUACUGUGCAGAUCGCUUCAACACGAAGAUCGUAUUGCUAAUCUGCGUGCUGGGAAACGCGUUCUUAACGAUCUUGGUACCGAUCACGGCGAACGUACUGAGCGCGCUGUACGUGGUGAGAUUUUUUACCGGCGUGGUGAGCUCGGCGAAUCUACCUAUAGUGAAUGUUCUCGUGGGGAAAUGGGUCAUCUACGAGGAGAAGAGCAUGUGGGUCGGCAUCAUAUACGCCGGCACGUCGCUCGGCACGGUGAUAUCUAUUCUCACCUCGGGAAUGAUAUUGAAUUACCUCGGCUGGGAGGCGAUCUUUUACAUUCACGGUGUACUACCGUUGAUUUGGUGCGUUGUCUUCUAUAUAUUCUUCGAAGAUUCGCCGGAGGAACAGAAGUACAUCACAGACGAGGAGAGAUCGCUCAUCGUCAACUCGUACGGCCAUCGGUCGCCCGGCUCCAUGAAGAUGAAGAUCCCGUGGAAAAGUAUCUUUACGUCGGUACCGUUUUGGGCUCUGAUUGCCACCAAUACCUUGGGCAACUUCUGCUGGUACUUCCUGCUCACUCAGAUGCCGCUUUAUAUGAAUAAAAUAUUGCGGUUUGACAUCAGAGCGAAUGCUCUGAUUACUUGCACGCCGUACUUCGUGAAUGCCUUCACUAAUCCGCUGCUCGGAAAAACGUUAGACUGGGGACGGCAAAAAGGACUCUGGACUCAGACCAUCGCUCGUAAAAUUGCGGUGUUCAUAAGCUGCAUACCGCCUAGCAUCUUUCUGAUUAUAAUCGCGUACAUUGGUUGCGCUCGCGUGACGUCUACCGUCCUGCUGACUCUCAGCAUAGUGGUCUGCGGUGCUAUAUUCGUUGGCCACCUCACUAAUCAGAACGAUCUGGCCCCGAAUUACGCGGGAAUUCUCAUGGGCAUUACAAAUACGCCGGGCACGAUUUCUGCCUUUAUCCUACCACCGAUAGUCGGCGCCCUCGUGGAGCAAGGACACACUAUGGCGCGUUGGAGGUACGUUUUUUGGAUUACCGUCGUCGCUCAGGUGCUCGCUUUCUUUAUAUUUGCGACUUUCGGGUCUGCAAAAAUUCAACAGUGGAAUUAUCCGCCCGCGGAUGUUGAAGAUUGGGACGCUGAAGAGCAACAACAACAGCCACGACAACAAGAAACGAAGACAUGAAUUAGGGAAUUACUUUCGCGUAAUAUUUAUCUGAAGAUUCGAGAAACACGUUUCUUUGACAUAAGUCCAUUUUGCAUGCUACGAGAACGUGUUAUCUUCGAUAAUUCGUUACUCUUAUUGUACAGGAUGGCCUACAUAACUCUUUACAGCUCGAUUAAAUCUCAGAAAUUAAAAAAAGAUAUGAAAAAGUGUUUCUAACAAAAGUUGUAGAAUAUGAAAGUUGUAGAAGGAAAAAGGAUAGUAAUAUUUAUUUUUUAUUUUAAAAUUAUUUUUAAAAGCCCCUUGCCUAGGUCAAUUUUAAUUUUUCAAAUAGGAUCAAAUGGUUUUUUCGAUAUAAGUCAAUUCUUCUAGUCAUUUUACGUAUAAAAGUACUGGGAUAAAAUCAUCAAAAAGUAAAUUCUUCUUGGGUUAUUUAAUAUUUUAUCUUGUAAUUUUUCAAUACAAGAUAUAAAAUAUCUCGUAAAUUAUUCACUUUCCGGUCACUUCAUCUUAAUACUUUUAUACGUAGAAUGAUCGGUAAAAUCGGUAAAAUCGAUUGUUUAAAAGAAAAACAUACGGAAACUAUAAAUAAAAUUCCAUACAUUUUGCAAAUUUAUUGAUCUGUGUGCAAAAGAUAGAUAUCAUCGAUUUCUCUCGUUAUUCUAUGUACAAAAGUAUUGAAGUAAGGUGCUCAAAAAGUAAACAGUUUAUGAAAUAUUUGACAUUUUUUAUUAAACAAAGAUAGAAUGAAAUGUAAAAUACCUCGAAAAGUAUCCACUUUUCGAAAAUUUUAUCCCAGCACUUUCGUACGCAGAAUGACCAGAGAAAUCGAUUUAUGGCGAAAAAACCAUAUGAUUAUAUUUAAGAAAUUAUCUCGUUGAUCUCGGAUUUUUAACAUAAUUUUAAGAUCAAAUAUUACUAUCUUUCUUCCUUCUUAAUUCUACAAUUUUUGUUGGAAACAUUUUUUUCAUAUCUUUCUUAAUUUUUGUGAUAUUAAGCUGUAAAGAGUUAUGUGGACCAACUUGUAUAUAUACUCGUGAUGCCAUUAUACUAUUAUACAAAAUUAAACAUUUUAUUAUUUUGUUGUGAUGCGUAUGACUUUACGUAUCUACGCAAAUUGUAUGCCUUUGAUAUUCUUUUUAUGUAAUACUGCUGAUUUUUUUUCAGAGAAUCUAUUGAGAUUUACUAGUGGGUGCAAUACUUAAUAUUUUCUAGUAUGUCAUCAUUUUAACACGCUUACAUAUGUAUACAUAUAUCCGCAUAUUAUACAUACAUUUUUACAAUAGUAAUAUCUUUUUACAAUAUAUAUCUUUAAAACAAGAUCUUUUUAUCUAAAAUACGCUCCGCGAAGUAUUUGUAUUACAUGUGCCAUCGUUUGAAUCGCCUUAUACGGGCAACAAUUUUGCUAGAUCUCAACGACGACAGAUGUUAGUUGUUAAAAAAUUGAAUAGAAAAAUAAAGAAAAAGAAGAAAUUGAA
This is a messenger RNA of Odontomachus brunneus, 4057 nucleotides long. Its product is annotated as sialin-like. The record is from RefSeq and is a predicted model, not a curated record. Lineage: Eukaryota; Metazoa; Arthropoda; Insecta; Hymenoptera; Formicidae. The coding region runs from base 1167 to 2600 and encodes 477 amino acids. Gene Ontology annotation, biological process: monoatomic anion transport; transmembrane transport. The transcript is spliced from 8 exons. Gene Ontology annotation, molecular function: transmembrane transporter activity.